CCUAUGAUUGUCACUCUAGAAGAUUCAAACUUGGUGAUCCUCCAGUAUAUUUCAUUAAAACAUAUCAGACACAUCGGUAAAGCAACACAGAGCAAGCAAACUUUAAUAUAGAAGUAUUUGUAAAAGUGUUCGGUUCUCUUAAAGCUAUAGCAACGCAAAUUUCCAAACAGAUUAGCAAAAUUACAAUAAUGGACAAAAAAGACGAAAAAACAUCCGCAACUGUAACAAAAGCGGAUUCAUCAGCAGAAAAUAGAUGUCUUUACAGAAUGCCACCUAAGUUGGAGGCCAUGAUCAAUAACGCUUUCACUGUCGAUUGUACAUUUAUUAUUGGUGGAAAUCUUGGAAAAGCCCAAACCAUAUUUGGACACAAACUAAUGUUUAGCUUACACUCUGACGUUUUCGAAUCAAUGUUAAGUGGGCAUUUUCUAGAAGCUAAAAGUACGGAAAUUCCUCUUCCCGACGAUGAUCCGAAAACAUUUCGUAAUUUACGUCUUAUUUUGUAUAAUCUGCGCGAUACCCAAACAGAACUGAACGAGCUGGAUCUCAGCGAUACGAUCAGCUUGUAUAAGCUGUGUGAUAAAUAUUUGUUCAAGACCAUCUCAAAAUUAUGCGUAGAACAUUUGAAAAGCUUCAUAGGGGAUGAUCAAAGUGAUUGCAAUAAUGCGAUAAAAAUUUUUCCUGUUGCUAUAGACUUACAUAACUUGGAGUUACUGGGAAAAGUUAAAGCUAAACUAUCUAUCAAAUUUUAUCCUCUUCUGUCAAUUCUAAACGAUUUGAAUCCACUACAUUUUUUGAAGUACAUUGAAUUGCAUGCCAAACAGAAUCAAGAUGUGGUAAAUCAUUUGAACUUAUUUAAGGCCAUAGAAAACUAUUUAACAGUCAACGAUUUAAUACCUCAAGAGCUUUUGGACACGGAAGAAAGUUUGCAAAAACCUGGACAAGGAGCAGUGUUGUUACUUAGCGAGGAACGAUCAUUAGAGUUUUUGCAAAAACUUCUUACGCACAUUGAUUUUGUUAGAAUCAAUAUUGCAGAUUACCUCAGAGGGCCGGGUGUUUCGAAGAUUCUCACAUGGAAACAAAAAUAUAUAGUUUUGUCACAACUAUGUAUUAAUCCUCAACCGUCUACGAUAAAAUUGUUUCAAAACUAAAGAUUUUUUUUAAAUAUUUUUUUAUGCCACCACUAUACAUAGUAUGGAGGGUAUAUUAAAUUCGUCAUUCCAUUUAAUCAUUUUAGACCCAACAAAGUAUAUAUAUUCUUGAUCAGCGUAGAAUUCUAAGACCAUUUAGCCCUGUCCGUCCGUCUGUUUUAAUCACGCUACAGUCAAAACAAAUUGAGAUAGGAAGCUAAAAUUUUGCACAGAUCUCUCUUUUGUCUGCAGGCAGGUCAAGUUCGAAGAUGCGCUAUAUCGGUCCACGAUAUCGUAUAUCCCCCAUAUAACGGUAUCCCCCGAUAUUCGGCAUUUUAAUGAUUUUAGCCAUAUUUUCAAUGGUAUUUUCUGAAAAUCCACACAAGAAGUUCCUUGUUAGUAGUUUAUCUCUUGGGAAAGAAUUAUCUACAUAGGUCCACGAUAUCGUAUAUCCCCCAUAUAACGGCCCCCCCCCCGAUAUUCCGUAUUUUCAUGAUUUUAGCCACAUUUUUAAACGGAAUUGCCUGAAAUUCUAUACAAGGAGUUCUUUGUGAGCACUUUGCCCCUUGAAAGGGAACUGUCUAUAUAGGUCCACAAUAUCGUAUACCCCCCGAUAUUCGGUAUUUUGAUGAUUUUAGCCACAUUUUUCAACGAAAUUCUACACAAGGAGUCUUUGGUGAGUACUUUUCCCCCCAGAAAUAGAUUUGUCUAUAUAGGUCCACAAUAUCGUAUAUCCACCCAUAUAUCGGCACCUUCUGAUAUUAGUUAUUUUAAAGCUUUUAACAGAAUUUUUAAUGGAUUUUUUUUUGAAAAUUGCCUAAUUCGUUCCAAAUGGUGAAGUGUAUUCAAAGUUCGGCCCGGCCGGACUUACUGCUUUUUUACUUGUUUUUUGGUAAAAAUUGUUUUUAUUUUUUUCUACAUUGAACAAUGAAACGAUGUGUCAUAAAAUUUAAUUUUUUUACGCUUUCGUUUUUGGUAUACACUUCGUAAUAAUUGUAGAGGUGAACUCCUCCACUGUACGAAGAAGUGGUCGUGCAUAGGCUAUUACGAACAUCAAAUAUGAAAAUUUGAGACAAUUCCGGCGAACAAUGCUGCAAAAUCAUCCAAAUACCGAAUAUACGGAGGUACCUUUAUAUGCGGGCUAUACGAAGAUGUUGACCUGCAUACGCAGUUUUCUGUCACAGGCUGCAGCACCUAUUAGGAACUUACAAUACGAAAUUCGAAACAAUUCCGAUUAAUAAUGUCAUAUCAAAAUACAGAAUAUGGGGAGGUACUGUUAGAUUGGGGGCUAUACGAGAACGUUGACAUACAUAGUCAACUCUCAGUCACAAGUUGUAAUACCCGUUACGAAUUGUAAAUACAAUAUUUAAAACGAUUCCGGUGAAUAAGUCCCCAAACUCAUCACAAUACCGAAUAUAAGGAGGUACCGCUAUGUGAGGGCUAUACGAAGACAAUAUGUACCGAAUAUAGAGAUGUAGAGUUAUGCGUUUAGGUAUAUACCCUAAUACCUAAACGUGGAUGUUUAUAGCCCACUUUAAAUACCUACUUCAAUUCCUUCGGAAGCUAGAGCGAUUUCCACAGACGGAUAGACUGCCAGAGGGACGGUCAUCGUUAAAUCGACGUAGAAUUUUAAGCAGAUCAAGAAUAUCCACAAUUCGUCCUGUAUCCAAAGUUCGUCCUGGGCGAAAUUGCUGAUUUUUAUACCCUACACCACAAGGUGGUCAGGGUAUUAUGUCUUUGUGCAUUUGUUUGUAACAGGCAAAAGGAAACGAGAUAGACCCAUAGUUCCUUUUGAUGAUCUGCAUAGAAUCACUUUCUGAGUUGAUGUAUGCAUGUCAGUCCGUCUGUCCGUCCGUCCGUCUGACCAUGUAUUCUUGUGAACAAAAUGCAGGUCGCAUUUAUUAUCCGAUUCAGAUGAAAUUUUGCAAAUUUUGUUUUUAUUGUGCACCAAACGUGUAAUAUCAGCCCGAAUAGUAUGGAAUUUUGCACAUACAACCAAAUUAGGCCUGAAAAUAACUAUGCCAAAUUUUAUCGAAAUCGGUUCAGAUAUUGCUAUAGCUCUAUAUUUUUCAUCCGAUUUGUUAUUUUUGUCCUCCGCAGCCGUAAUAUGCACUCUGUAACAACAAUAUUUGGGGAAAUAUAUCAAAUGCAGCUCAGAAAUACCUUUGCUAAAUUUUAUCGAGAUCGGUUCAGAUUUGGAUAUAGCUCCCAUAUAUAACUUCGUCCGAUUUGCCUUUUAUUGUGCACCAAACGUGUAAUAUCAGCCCGAAUAGUAUGGAAUUUUGCACAUACAACCAAAUUGGGCCUGAAAAUAAGUAUGUCAAAUUUUAUCAAAAUCGGUUCAGAUAUAGCUAUAGCUCCUAUAUAUAUUGUUCAUCCGAUUUAUUGUAUUUGUUACCCACAGCCGUAAUAUGCACUCCGUAACAACGAUAUUCAGGGAAAUAUAUCAAAUACAGCUCAGAAAUAUCUUUGCCAAAUUUUAUCGAGAUCGGUUCAGAUUUGGAUAUAGUUCCCAUAUAUAUUUUUAUCCGAUUUCAAAUUAAUUUCGCACCAAAUGGGCAAUACAAGUCCGAAUUUAAAAGAUACAAAUGCUUCGGCAUAUUUAGUCCUUUGAAUUUUAAAUUAUAAUUAUAAUCAUAGAGUGAAUGAUUGAAUUCUCCCAUAAAAACGUUUAAUUAUUAAGUGGAGCUCAACUAAAUUGGCAAAGUGGUGUAGGGUAUCAUAAAAUCGGCCCCGCCCGACUUUAGGACUUUCUUUACUGGUUUUAAUUAAGUUUGUCAUCCCCUUUGUAACACCUCGAAAGAGAAUUUUAAAAUUUCCAAAAAAAAAACCUUGAAAAAUACUGUUUGUUCAAAAGAACAUAAUUUUUUGCAAAUAAUUAUUUUACUCUUUGUUAUUUAAUAAGUUUUGUUCUAUGUCAGCAUAUAAUUGUUUUUUUUUUUCAUUGUUUAUUUUAAGCAGGCCAAUAACCCAAAUAAAGAAACAACUCAGUUGGUUUCACAAUUGCAUGGGCUAUUGGCUGAAGUAUUUUAUUGCUUACUUUACAUUUAAUUCUAUUUGUAAUGAUAUCGAAAACGUAUAAAUAUCAAGCCAAAAUAAAGAUUCUUGGUAGAUUGCAAGAAAUUGUAAAUAUACCAAGGUUACAAAUUCAA
Molecule: messenger RNA, 4279 nt
Organism: Musca domestica (house fly)
Lineage: Eukaryota; Metazoa; Arthropoda; Insecta; Diptera; Muscidae
Exons: 3
Coding region: 189-1148 (319 amino acids)
Molecular function (GO): protein binding
Source: RefSeq, a predicted model, not a curated record